Batrachochytrium dendrobatidis JAM81 is the source of this 1039-nucleotide messenger RNA. RefSeq lists its product as uncharacterized. Gene Ontology annotation, biological process: cytoplasmic translational initiation. The coding region runs from base 1 to 1014 and encodes 337 amino acids. Lineage: Eukaryota; Fungi; Chytridiomycota; Chytridiomycetes; Rhizophydiales. The record is from RefSeq and is a predicted model, not a curated record. The transcript has 7 exons. Gene Ontology annotation, cellular component: eukaryotic translation initiation factor 3 complex, eIF3m; cytoplasm. Gene Ontology annotation, molecular function: RNA binding; protein binding; translation initiation factor activity.
AUGAGACCGAUUUUAUUGCAAGGUCACACUCGUUCGCUUACCAAAGUCAAGUAUAAUAGCGAUGGUGACUUGCUGUUUACUGCCUCCAAAGACAAGGCUGCUAAUGUCUGGUACUCCCACAAUGGAGAGCGUCUUGGCUCAUUCGAAGGUCACAGUGGUUCUAUUUGGGAUUUAGAUGUCAGCUUCGACAGUAAACGCUUGCUUACUGCAUCCGCUGAUGGCUCGUGCAUUUUGUGGAACGUUUCAAAUGGAAAGAUUCUUUAUCAAUGGAGUACAGUGCAUCAGAACGCUAUCCGUGCUGUAGCAUUUGCAGAGGGUGAUAAAAAAGCUUUCUAUGUUACAGAUGCCACACUUGGUCAGAAAUGCACCAUCCACAUUUUCAAGAUCCAUGAAGAUAUUUCCAAACAAACUGGAGAAUUCACCAGAGAGAUUAUCAUCAAAGGACAGCGUGCUACCGUUGCGCUUUGGGGAAAACUCAACAAGACUAUUAUUACAGGCCACGACAAGGGAUUGGUUUCUUUAUGGGAUGCAGAAACUGGUGAGCUUAUCAACUCUGUACAGGCUCACACUGGCCCCAUUCAAGAUUUACAAUUUGGCCCAGAAAAAGAGUAUUUUAUUACUGCAUCCAAGGACAACUCUGCUCAAAUCAUCGACGCAACAACUUUGGAGGUAUUGAAACGGUUCGAGGUUGAACGUCCUGUUAACUCGGCUGCCAUUUCUCCUAUUCGUCAGCAGAUUAUGCUUGGUGGUGGACAAGACGCCAUGAAUGUAACUACAACCUCUGCCAGACAAGGCAAGUUUGAGGUCCGAUUUUUCCAUUUGGUGUUCAGGGAAGAGAUUGGUCGUGUUAGAGGACAUUUUGGACCCAUCAAUACUCUUGCAUUCCAUCCUGACGGGAAAAGUUUUUCAAGUGGUGGUGAAGACGGAUAUGUGCGUGUUCACUUUUUCGAUAACGAUUACUUUACAUUCAAGUUUCCCGGGGAGGAGGAAGCAGACAUUACUGAAAUAAAUUGAAAAAUUGCAAUCGAUUCAUUUUUGC